This is a messenger RNA of Fusarium fujikuroi IMI 58289, 1626 nucleotides long. RefSeq lists its product as uncharacterized. Lineage: Eukaryota; Fungi; Ascomycota; Sordariomycetes; Hypocreales; Nectriaceae. Bases 1 to 1626 code for a protein of 541 amino acids. The transcript has a single exon. The record is from RefSeq and is a predicted model, not a curated record.
AUGGCUUCCGACGACUCAAGACUCGUCACUGAGAUAUGGGACAACAUUUGUUCUUUUCUCACACCGCCUACCCUGUCAAAUCUCCGUCUCACGUCUCACAGACUCAAUGACAUCGCGCGACCAUGGAAAUACAGAAGCUUCCGUCUCGAAGCAUUCGCUCCGUCAUCAGUUGAGCGAUUUAUCCAGAUCGCCAAGAUCCCCGAACUACGCAGCUUAGUCCGUGAAAUCACAAUUGAUACGCGCAUUGACUUUGACUUUGAGUAUCUCUGCAACGACUCAUUCAACUUCCCAAUAGCCUUCAUGAAUGCGCUCCCCCAUUUACGCUUCUUCACCAACGUUACAGCGCUUCAUAUUCGCUUCGAAGAGCACUGUGGCGAAGAUGAUCGUUACUACCAAAGUAUUGAAGAAACGUUUGAGUUUCGGUACCGAGUCCUUGAUACUAUUCUUCACUGCGCCUCGGGUUUGUGGACGCUGGAGAAGCAGAUCAAGAUCGAUGAGGUGAUGGAGGGGUAUCUCUAUUUUGAGGACGAUGAGCAACUGGACUAUAGUGAUCAGGAUCUUGAGUUUACUCACGACAAGCCGUUCCCUCUGAAGGAGCUGACGAUCACGCAUCUUGCGGAUUAUGAUGACCCCAAUCUCAAUGUCUCUGAGGCUUGGAAGAGGAUAAUCUCUCUACCAAGUCUCGUCGACUUGAGGCUUUUCGUCACAACAGAGGAGUGCGACGCUUCACCUGAAAGUACGAUUCACUAUGUCGAGAAGUACGAUUUCUUCGGCAACCUGCACAACUCAUGGCUCUCACCUAACAUCACGGAUCAUUUGCGUGUACUGUCCUUGUACUUCAAAGACUAUUGGGGCUGGUUUCCCAUUAUGGAUUUUCGAAACAUUGGGGAAGACUCGCCAUUCCCUCAACUCAAGGUUCUUACGCUUGGGAACUACGUCUUCACUCAUGAGUGGCAGAUCGAGUGGUUUGCGAAGCUCGGCAAAGAGAAUGGCAGCCGGGGGUUGGUAGAAUUGUAUCUUGAUGAUUGUCCGAUUCUGUAUCAUGCUCGUCAGCUUCGUAUCGGAAACGAUGGGUAUGCCGAUCAUACAGCCCAUACAGCGCAAGGUGGUACAGGACGAGGAUGGAACCCUAUCAAGCGCGACUUUCCGAUCCGAUGGCAUCAGAUCCUCUCCCAAUGGAGGGAUUCAAUGAAGGGGCUGAAGACACUCCGAGUUGGUCAUGGAUGUUGGUGGGAUUGUCCCAAGGAUACUCGCCAGGCGAUUCUAGAAGACUCUGAUUACAAGGACAUCGACUUGCAAGCUAUGGAUCACCGCCUCACGCGAAACCAGCACCGAGACUUUGCCUGUCCUGCCCCUACUGACGAAGAGUACUGGGACAGGGAGAACACCUGGGUUUCUGAGAAGCAUAGAUAUGGCACGGGUAUUGAUGAUCAGAGAACGAGUCGAAUGCAGUACAUCGAGUACAAUUGUGGUCUCGGGCCUUCUCCGUGGUUGGAGAAGAAUUCGCGGUAUGACUGUGAUGAGGAGGGGUUUGCGCCGGAGAAGGGGACGUUGGAGAAGGAUAAUGCUGCGUGGGAUAUGAUUAUGGCUGCUACUCGAGCGAGACGUCAGGGUCUUACUGGUUGA